UCGUUGAGGCAGGCGAAGCACACACCCGCCUCACCGCCGCCGCAGUCCUGCGUUGACUUUCAAAAUGGAGGCUUUCUCCUCCGUAGGUUUCUGUUUCUUUUUCGAGAAGGACUCUACCAGAGCCGAUCAGCGGAACAACGAAGCACGUCGGAAACCGAGGAGAUUCCACCAUUAGCCGAACAUCUAACCUGGGAAACGAUAUGAAAUGUCAACCUAAGCGGAUAUAUUCGGUCCUUCGUGGGUUUGACUGGGCUCAAUUCUGUAACUUCCUGGUUUUUUCGCAUUAAUAUGUCAGUCGAAACUGCGGCGAAAGCUCGCGUGACUCUGAGAGGUUUAGUGGACACAACAGCACGCUCAGGACCUUUUAACACGUCUGUGGUUAUGUGUAAAAGAAGAGACAAGAGUUUUCAGCGAAUGGCAAAGGGAGAGCGACAGAUUUCCUAAAUCCAGCGAUGGAAAGUGGACAUGUCGGUGCUGCGCGUAAGGGUGUUUUAGUCCCUGUGUCAGACUCUUCAGACGUCUUUCAAAGCAGGAUUUUGGCUCCCCUUCAAAGUGCGUACUUGUACGAAGAGUCAAAGCAGUCUUUCAAGUAUAAGUCCGCAGUGUUGAUCAAGAAUGAGCAACUGGAGGAGAAGUAUAAUGCGUUCCGAGAAAAGAGAAGACAAGCAGGAUAUUCAGAAGAGGAUUUGAAGGAAACCUUUGGGUUUUUGCUGUUUGAUGACGUCAACCAGGCUCAUUUGUUCGGAGAGACAGGCCUUCUCACAGGAAAGAGUGCUUGCACAACUCUGGGAGAUCCCAUCAAAGGUGUUUACAUAUCAAUGUACUCUGACUGUUUGGAUCUGAAUCGCUGGUAUCAAGGAAAAUCCGGAUACGUUGCCAUCAUCAAGCUGACAAAGGGCAGAGUUAAGAAGGUUCCAGAGAACUACACCCAGAAUUUCACAGCACCCACAGUUGGGUUUGACUGCCAUGAGUCAGAAGAGUUGUCCUCAGUAUCUUCCAAAACCAGUUCCUUUCUUGCUUUUGAAAGAACCCAGUAUUACCUAUAUGAGCUGUUGGACGAGGAAAGCAGUGAAACAGCUCUAUCUCCCAGUGCUGCCGUUCCUUUUGCUAUUGUAUCAUUUUCAUAUACGGACACAAAAGCAAUACGAACACCACAGGCUACAAGUGAGAAGAAAAAACUGGUUCGUGAUUACAUGGCCUGGAGGGGUCAGCUUCAGAUAGGCACCCAGUCCUAUGAUGUUGGGUUGAGGUCCACCAAAGGGGCACUGAUUCCUACAAAACUGCCUCCAGUGGUCAAAGUUGAGAAAGCCAUUUCCAUGAUAGAUCUGAUGCAGCUGUUGCCAAAGGCUGCCUUUGAAACCUGCUUCUCUGCUGAAGUCUUUCUUGGUGGCUUAUACUGCAGUCUGUAUGAGCUGGUUCCUUCUGAGGCGAAAGAUACAAACUCACUCUCUCAGCUUCUGCAGGAGAUCAAGGAGAAAGAUAUUGCUCUCACUGUUCCACUGAAUGAUGGUGGUUUUCUUAUCCUGUUGCACUCAUCCCAUUUUUCCCCAAUCGAUGAUAAUGCUUUGAAUGCAUCUGAGGUCCUGCAAGGCAUGUUUAUUUUUCCAGGCUCACGGGUCAUAAAGAGAGGCACAAAAUCUGGACAGAUAAAGGCAACCAUUUCAUCUGAAAUCCUUCAGGUUCUACCAGUGCUAAGUUAUGCAGAGGGUGUAGUUGAGAAAACACCCCUCAACUCAACUGAAGAACUGUGUGACGUGUUGAGGCAGCACAUGCAGAGCUACGCAGAACUGAUAAACCCUGGGUUGGACUUAUGUCCAUCAAGAGAAGUCAGCCUCUUUCCAGAUCAGUACGAUGUGCUGGAUGACCACACAAACCUCUACUCGUCCCCCGAAUGGACUGACAAAGCACGACAAAGCUUCAGGUCAUACAUGAGCAAACCAGUCUCCUUUCAACUACCAGUGUCCAUGGCUUCAGAAAUUCUGGCAGCUGACGAGGGGGAGCAAAGGGAAGACCUCGAUGACAAUAUCUACUGUCUGUCAUUUCCUGAGGAGGCACCAACCAAUCCUAUUGGCAUGGGCUCAGAAGACCAGUUGACAGACCAGAAAUCUCCUGUAAAUGCUGUGACAUCUGUGGAGAAUUGUCUAAUAAGCACUGGAGCACAAGUGGAUUUCAUAACUGUACCUCAGAAUGUUGUACCAAAUGAUUUGCAAGCAGAAGAUGCAACUGAAGACAAUUCAAAAUCUGACCUGACUGCACUGAGCAAAACAUAUGAUACGGGGGCCAAAACUCCCUUAUCCUCCCCGACAUCAGAUGACAUGUCAGCAGAGCUUAUUGUCAGCAUCACAUCAGCAGAGCAAACUGUCACUGAUGAAAGUUUAAAUGUGAUCAGUUCUAUGACAGCAACAAAGCAUGAUGACUUUCAGAUUUCUGGUUUUUCCGCAGCCAAAUUACAAACAGCAGGAGUCAACUCUCUGCAUAAGACGGUCAAAAUUAAAACUAUAGAUUGCCCAGAGGUCACCAACAGCUCAGAAACAAAACGAAGGAAAUUGCUGAAGGGGCAUUCCAAAAUCUGGCCAAGUCUGGAAAAGAAGCCUAAAGCUUGUGUUGAAACUGAAUCAUCUGGCGACUCACAGUUGAACAAUCUAUUGGAUAUUGAUGGGAGAAAAUUAAGUCGAAAAUGCAAUUUUGGAAAACUUUUAUACAAAAAAAAGGUGAGAUGCGUUACACAUGGUUCAGCUGUAGCAGAGGAGAAAAAAACUGACCCUGGACAGCAGAGCUCGGAGGACGCCAUUUUAAUGGAUCUUGAACUUUGUCCCCUGAGAAGGAAAACCGAGCGCUGGGAAUUGAAGCCUGUUAUCAGUGAAUGUGGAAGGAUCUUGGUUCCUCAUGGCUCUGUGGCUUUUGCUGAACAGAUUCAGUCUUUAAAGCAUAAGUUUCAAUGUACAAUAGAUGAACAGUGCUCUGAGAAAAUGUUGGUUGAUGCCUCUGUGAACGAUCACAAAAAAGUCGAAAUGGAGCAAGAGUCAAACACUGUGCCAUUAACAGCAGUGGACAAAACGGAUGACAUAAUAUCCACGGAUGGAAGGAAUCUUUUUGAGAACAUUGUGGCCAGUUUUACAAAUAAUGAAAAUAGCCUGUUUAGACAAUCAGACAAUUGUUCAUUGCCUUUGCAUCCAGUGAGUAGUGAGCAUUCCUCAAAGAAUGAUGGCACUGACACUCCUCCAACAGAGGUUAAAGGAACUGGUACUCUCCUCCCAGGAAAGUGUGCAAAAAAGGGUGAAUUUAGUUUGAGUAAACUAAAAUCAGUUCUGUUAAAGGCAAAGAGAAAAAACAAUGUCCUUGUGUCCAAGGAAACAACAACAGGUAUUGCCCACACCGAGCCUUGUCUCAGUGUGUCCAAGGAAACAACGACAGGUAUUGCCCACACCGAGCCUCGUCUCAGUGUGUCCAAGGAAACAACGACAGGUAUUGCCCACACCGAGCCUCGUCUCACGAAGGGCAAAGAUGAUGCGGAGGCAUUGGAGGCCUUGACCAGUGUCCAGGACACUAAUGUGGAUGUCAAGGAAGUGACAAACAUGCUAUCAGUUGACCCUCGUUUUGCAUAUGCCCUUGGCCUGACCCCGAAAGAGAACCCAGAUAAGGUUCAAAAGAGUGAGGGUCAGGACUCUCAAUUUAAGGAAGUCUCAUCAGAGACACAAGAACAAGCCCUUUCAAACAAACAGUCUCAAAUCCUACAAAAUCCUCCAUCAAUCUUCACAAGAAGGGGUAGGAUUAAGAUGCUCAAAAAGCAUCAAGGCAUCUCUGAAGACAAUAUUAAAAAGAAAUGGUGGUUGCAUUUUCAAACCCCAACUCAUUUUCCCAAACUCAAACACAAAGAGGGUUUUAGGGAUAAUUCUGUCAGGAAGACUGGUACGGAAAAAUUGAACAAUGCUUGCUCAUCUACUGAAGCUUUGAACUUACUUGCUGACUUGGCCCUAAGUGCCAGUAUUGACAAGGUUCCACCACAACCAGCGCUUGAGGGAAAAUCUGAGACGAGUUUCAAGAAGUGUGGCCUUAUAAAAGAUGUUCCCAGUGCUGGACAAGAGUCACUUCUUCAUUCUCUGCUUCGACAGCCUGCUGCUAGAUUCAUUCAGCCUCUUGAGACUUCUUCACCAAGCCCCCCUGUGGAAGACAGGGAAUUGGUUGGUUUGAUAUCUAAAGAACAUGGUUACUCAUUGCCCUCGUCUUUCUCUCUGCUGUUGGGUUUGCCAGGUACAACCUUCCGGGUAGCCCCUUUAAGUGGUUCUACCAGAUUGCUGCACCAUCAACAACACUUGAGUAGAGAUCAUACUGUUCGCCCCUCUGUUGGCCAGGAAGACAGACAUGAACGCAACCACUGCAGGACUUCAGAAUACCAGAACAAAUGUUUGGUACGCAGGGAAAAGUUCAGUCACUCACGCACCAUUGUUAAUAAGGAUAAAUCUGUCAGUGUCACUAGACAAUGGAAGGAAAACUAUGACUUCAGCAGAGACAGCAAGUUUGCAAGUGUCUCUAAGGGGAGAGCUAUCGUCCGAGCCUUGCAUGGGCCGUGGGAUUCCUCAGUUCAAGACAUCAGUGAUGAGUUACGACUCAUCGUCCACAUGUGGAUUGGUCUGUUUUACAGCCGGUCAACAGCCAGAUUCUUUCAAGAUGACUCGAACUUUACAAACCUUUGUUCAGAAGAGAGUGAUUCUUUGGAAAUGUCCUGUGAAAUGGUAUCACCACCAGCUCAGUCUGAGAACAGGGCAAAUUCAUUUGGUGCUUUCCCAAGUCCAACAGACUCUCAAGACCCUUCAAUUUCAAAGGUUUUGGACCUCAGCAAAAAUGACAACUUUGUCGUUGACCAAGGAUCUGUGAUUUUGGACUUGUCACUGAGAAACUCUUGUGCAGAGACUGUCACUUUAGAUCCACAAAUCAACAGUGACAAAUCUUCUGUGUCCAGUGAACUGAAAGAAGCAAGUGACAUAUUGAAUACGCCCAAGUCAUCGGUGGGACUACAGGAAGCAAGAACGUUACAGUGUUACAAACCGAUGGUACACGUGACCGAGACUAUCAACGAGGUGAAUGAUCUCAGAAGCAACUAUGCAAAUGAAGAAACUAGUAGUCCUUCACAAAAAGCUGACUGCCUGGAUUGCAUUGAUAAACCAUCUUUUGAAGAUGAUGGAUCACUCACUCACGCACGAGAAGAGAUAAAAAGUGUAUCAAUCUGGACAGGAAAUCUUGUAACCCCAUUUUGGAUCGGCCAUAUGUUACAUGGAUACAACAAAGAGAAGACACAUGAGAACAAUAAUAUUGAAAAUUCACAAACUACAGGGAUAUGUUUGGUUAAAAAACAAGCAACGGAUUCACUCAAAUCCAUGACUAAUGAGGAGACAGAAUCAGACGAAGCAGAUGAUGUGCUUUGUAUAGAUGAGAAUUAUGAAAGUCAACCUAAAGAUGGUGAAGAAUGGGAAGUGAAAGAGAACCCAUGCCAAGAAAAGGAUAUACAACCUUCUCCUAAAGUGAUUCACAAAUGGGACUCUACAAAGCAGCAAUUGGGUAUUGGUUGCAAUGGAUAUUGUUUUGAAAAUGAAAAGCAGUUACCGAGGGAGGGACCUAAACCAGUAUCACCUGGCCAGACUGAAAAUGUUGCUGAAGAAGAUAACUGUGGAAAAGAGGAUGAACUUGAUUGCGUAUCACAUGACAGUGAUUUGAGUGAUCAGUCGUUACCUAUGAAAUGCGACGGCCUUGAGUCAGUUCAGGAUUGUUUUACAGAUUGUAGUCGCCAAGCACCAUUUGAUGAGCAACCACCUCAAGCCUGCCAUGAUGCACAGUUGAGAAAACCUUGUGCAAAUGACAGUGCUUUGACAGAUGAACAUGCUAUUUCAGAAGAAGCUCCUUGCACUCCACAUGAAAAUGAACCUUUUUGUGAUGAAUCUGCAGAUGAGGAAAACCCAGUAAAAUACACUUGUUUGGCAGAGGAGGCACCGCAUGAGGAGGCACCGUGUCAGAAGGCAGAGUUACUCGUAUCGGAUGAGAGCACUUGUUCUGUAAAUGGUUCCUCCGCAGCUGGGUUUAUCCCCCAGACAAAGGACAGUUUGGAGAUGAGAGGUAGUAAUGAUCCUGAUGAUCAGAAAACCAAAUCAGUUGUGUUGGAGAGAAAGGACAAUAACGCAUCUCAAGAAGAAUUAUUUCAUCACCAGUCUCACUCACCUCCGUCUGAGGUUAUUAAAAAAGAUGAGGCUGAAGAGGCAUCGACUAAAGAAACAAAUCUCAAAAUGAACAUAACAAAUGAGGAAUUGGAAAAAGCUCACAAGGAGGUUGUAAUUCCAUUUAUUGCAACAGAUGUAGUACAACUACAUAUCUCCAACCCACAAGGCAAGAUAGACGUUCAAGGCCAGAAAGGAAUACCAUUUAACAGUGAAACUGCACACCCUGACAAGCUCACAGAGGUAUCAAGUUCUUCUAUAAUGUACCGUAAAGAAGAGGAAGUGAAUGCUGGCACAAUAUCACUUCUUGAUGGAAGCAAAACCAAUCAGUCAUUAGUCUUUGGAAGUGAGGCUGAUAACAGGUGCCCUACUCCAACUUUGGAUGAGGUGCCAUGCGACUGCAUACCUUGUUCUCUACCUGGCGGCAGUACUGAAAAAACCUGCAUAAACAUUACUGCACGAUGUCUUAGCAGAAGCUCAACACCUCUAAAUCUUGAGAAGCCUCUUGAGCAAAAACUCUGUUACCCAUCUAGAGUUCAUCGUGAUCCCAGCCCUCACUACGUUCAGCAUUCUGAUGAACAAAGAACUCUAAAUGUUCUGAAAUGUCUAGAAACGUUUCUCUCCAAUUCAAAACGUACCGACAAAUCUAACCAGAUUGAAACAACUGAUACAAAAAACGGUCUUGAUCAAAAGCCUAACCUCAGCAGCAAGCACCUCUCUACUUCUUCAGCUGACAUUAUGAACAAUAAAUUAGGCAAUUUAAAGCCAGUGGUGGUGUCAACCUCUACCUCACAAGAACUGCCCAAAGAAUCUUCAGGUCACCUUGUAUCAUCUUUAAAAAAUAAGCUUGAGGAAGUACUUGGUCCUCAACACAGUUUUGAAAGAACAGAUAUAACAAAGGACACCUCUAUAGGGCAAGAUGAUUGUCAUUCCUAUAGAUCUACUCCCUCUGCUCAGUGUUUGCAAACCAUUAAACCAAAUAUUGACCAAGACGGGCAUAAGACAACAUCAGAGUCCAAUUUAAAUGAUGGACCUGGUUCAUUCAAUCAGCGUCCUGUCAUGGCUGUAAAACCCUCUAAGAAUGAUGAAAGUCAAUCAGAUCAUAGCUCUAAAGAUGGACAAAUUGAGUACUCUCCCACCAACGCACCACCCACCACCAUGCCCUUGGAGAAGACAGAAUGUUUCAUAGAAAAUUCUGGACUAAAUGAUGAAAAUCAAAAGCUCAGUGAGUUUUCUACCAAAGGUUAUCAACUGUCGAUUGUUAAUGACGGUAACUCUAACUCAGAUGAAGCUACAUUGGCACCUUUAGAUCCUCCUGAUAAGUACCAAAGAGGGAGUAUGAUUCUUUCAUCAGCUCUGUCCAAGCAGUCAGUUGAAUUGGCAAAAAGUGAUCAACACCAAGGUUUCUUUACACAUAGUUUACUUGAGAAAGUUGGGGAAACAAUUAAAGAGAACCCUAAAAUGGAUCAGAAAGAUGGCUCAGAAGCAUCAACUUUAUUUGGGGAUGACAACGACACCAGCAUUACAGAAGAAAGUCUCAUCCCUGGACCGCAAACUUCUCUCACGUGCACAGUUUUUAACACUGGUCGGAAAAGACCAUAUUCUUUUCUGGAGGAGGUUUCUCGAAGAUGCCUACAGGAUGACCCCACACAGGCGUCAAUGGAACAGGAGUGUCUUAUCUUCUCUGACCAAAUGAAACAGCUUUUGAAAAGUAGUAAGAGAGGACAGAUAAGCAAACAGGAUACAGAUGACACCUUGACAUUGUCUUGUGCUAGUCCUUUGACUGUGCACUUUUCAAGCCUGGAGGAGCAGGAGGAUUCAAUGGAUCUCCUGGACGCACCCUCACUCGCUGGACAAAAAAUCAAGGUUGACAUGUCUGACAGGAAAAACACAGAGGAUGAAAAGGCUAUGCAUCCUCAAAACCUAUCCCAAAAAACAGAUAACCUCAAGGAACAUGUGGAUGUAUCUGCUGUCACUGCAAAAAGUGCUAGGCUUUAUGAGGCAAUGAUGGAUGACAUUUGUGGUGUCCGAAAGGCCCCAUUGAGACCCAAGCACUUAAUGAACAGAGGUUACAAAAACAUUGAACCAAGUAACCCUUUCGACUUCUGUGAUCAAAUGAAGAGAGAGAUGGACGAGAGCUUUCGAAGUAAACUGAAUUCAGUUGUGAAGAAAUCCUGUAAAACAAAGUACAGAUUCUACAUAUUGGCAACGUCAGACGAUGCCGUCUUUGAGGAAACCAAGGCACAGUUAGAGUCAGUGGGCCAUACUUCCAUACAGCCAUCCAAGUUCUUCCUUGGUGAAGGCAGUUCUUCAUCCCUUCUCAUCGUCCUCAGGAAUGAAGACAUUGCAGAGCACAUUUGCAAGGUCCCACAUUUGCUGGAGUUAAAGAAGUCACCAGGCGUGCAGUUUGCUGGAAUAGAUGAACCAGAUGAUGUUGUGAAUCUCACCCACCAGGAGCUCUUCACACGGGGAGGUUUUCUAAUGUUUGACAAUGCAGCACUGGAGUCCCUCAGUCUUUGCGACAUGAAAAAAUGCUCCGACAUCUUGCAAGAGCUGGGCAGAACAGGGAAGUGGAAAUGGAUGUUACACUACAGAGACAGUCGUCGGCUGAAGGAAAAUGCGAGGUUGAAUUCAGAGGCCAAAGAAAAGAAGUGCUUCUUAAACUCUUGCCAGGACAGUGGGAUACUGGAGUUCUUGCCUUACCACAAGUGUGACCACACAUCAAGAGAUCAGCCUGACUAUCUCACAUGUUUGGUUCGCUUGCAGGUCCAGAAUAUAUCAGCCCGUUAUCCUUUAUUUAUAACUGAUGCAACAACAGACGGGACAUUUGGGAUAAACGGAAUUUUAACAAUGACCGUGAACUCUUUCCUGACAAAGUCUCCAAGUGAAACAUUGUUAUGAUGUUUUCUGACCUGAAAACGUCUGAUGGACUUUUCGUUUCAUCUAAAGUACAGAACAAUAAAUUACUCACUGGAUGUGAGGAAAAACUGGUACUAGGGAUUAUAAGUGAUUUCAGACAUACUGCAUAUAUACUCACACAUGUACUUAUGUUCACCUUAGGGUGUGUGCAGCAAUACCUCUUGAUCUGUUUUAACAGGCUUUUCUGUAUGUUUAUUUGUUAAGUCAGUUAUCAUUCAGUUAAUGAAUUGAGUGACAAUGAUGCCAGUGUACUGGCAGGUGUGCUGUACAUACUGUAAUCAUUUUGUAUUAUAUUUAUGUUGUAAAUUAUAAAGUUUCAAAGACAUACAUUUGAUUUAAGUAUAUAUCAUCUUCUAGCUUAUAACUCUGACUUUAUACAAUCUGUACUCAUGUUUGUACGAAGAUAAUAUUUUUGUUGUCAAAAAGUUCACUACGAUUUUAGACUUUACAAUACUUUGCUUAGGCCUGGCAGCAAAGCAAAUUUGGCUGUUUGGCAGUUGUGUGUUACUACUACACUGUGAAGGUUACUGACAGUGAUUCUUAACUCCUGUUGGAGCAAAAAAUAACAUUAUUAUUAUUAAAUGCUAAAUAUCUUAGUCCAGUGAACAGUAGAGUUCUCAUACAUUGUUUUGCUUUGAAAAACAUUGUGUUGAAUGAAGCAUCUGAUUGAAAAACGCUGUCAAUGAAAUGGUCUCAGAUCAACAAAGCUGUCUUUACUCAACUAAGUAAUGAAAUAAAAAUAUGGAUUUAGUUUUUGUAAGGAAACUCCAGUUUGGCUCUAUCAGAGUAAAAUGGUUCAAAUGUUUGGUUUCUCUACAUUAUGUAAUUUCUUUUAUCAUGGAUUUAAUACUGUAAAAUAAACAUUACAUUUAUUGGUUGAUUUAUUAAAAUUACUGAAGCUCUUCUUUAAUUGUUGUGGGCAUGAGCCAAUAAAAAGGUUAUACAACAAUA
Messenger RNA from Hippoglossus stenolepis (Pacific halibut), 10076 nucleotides. It is a transcript of the gene tasor2, whose product is annotated as transcription activation suppressor family member 2. Gene Ontology annotation, biological process: negative regulation of gene expression, epigenetic. NCBI's taxonomy places the organism in Eukaryota, Metazoa, Chordata, Actinopteri, Pleuronectiformes, Pleuronectidae. The transcript has 22 exons. Gene Ontology annotation, cellular component: nucleoplasm. Bases 453 to 9107 code for a protein of 2884 amino acids. The record is from RefSeq and is a predicted model, not a curated record.